AGUCGCCGAGCGCCCGGCCCGGCCGAUCGGAUCGGGCACGCACCGGCGCAGAUUAUCGCAGAUUUCAGGGCUGAGAGAGGCAGAACGAGUACAAACGGCAACGUCGAAACCAUUUUUGUGUUCAUUUUGGUGGAAAUGGCUAUUCAGGACGUUUGGAACCGCCUGAGGCAGUUUGAUGCCUACCCUAAAACUCUCGAAGAUUUCCGAGUCAAAACAUUCGGAGGAGCUGCAGUGACCAUCGUAAGCAGUAUCAUUAUGAUCACACUGUUCAUAUCAGAACUGAAUUUCUAUCUUACAAAAGAGGUUAUUCCAGAGCUUUAUGUGGACGCAACUAGAGGCGAGAAACUCAAAAUCAAUAUGGAGAUAGUAUUCCCCAAAAUGGCUUGUGCUUAUCUUAGUAUUGAUGCGAUGGAUAUAUCAGGCGAACAGCAGUUAGAUGUAGAUCAUAACAUCUUCAAGCGAAGGAUUGACAAGACCGGAACUCCUAUUAGUGAAGCUGAGAAGGAGGAACUAGGAAAGAAAGAGGAGGAAGAAUCAGAAAAGAAAGAAGAGGACCAGAAAGAAGAGAAGAAAGUAUUAGAUCCAAAUCGAUGUGAGAGUUGCUAUGGUGCAGAAACAGCCGAUUUAAAAUGUUGCAAUGAUUGUGAAUCAGUACAGGAAGCUUAUCGUAGGAAAGGUUGGGCUUUCAGUGAUCCUUCCAACAUAGAGCAGUGUAAGCGGGAGGGCUUUGCCGAGAAGAUGCAAUCCCAGAAGGAGGAAGGCUGUGAAGUAUUUGGGUAUCUAGAAGUAAACAAGGUUGCUGGUAAUUUCCACUUUGCUCCAGGAAAGAGUUUCCAACAGCAUCAUGUCCAUGUUCAUGAUUUACAACCUUACUCAGGAGGAAAGUUUAACAUGACACAUCACGUCAAAACAUUGUCAUUUGGAAUGGAGUAUCCUGGCAUGGAAAAUCCUCUUGACAAUACAAAGAUCAUUGAUGUUAAAGGUUCUUCCAUGUUUCAGUAUUUCGUCAAAAUUGUUCCUACCACGUACACCAAACUGGACCAAUCUAUAACGAGAACAAAUCAGUAUUCCGUCACAAAACAUGAGAAGCAAGUAACAACAUCGUUUUCAACGGGAGAACAUGGUUUACCGGGUGUCUUUGUUCUAUAUGAACUGUCUCCACUUAUGGUUAAAUAUAAAGAAGUAAAUAGAUCAUUUAUGCAUUUCUUAACUGGAGUAUGUGCUAUCAUAGGGGGAGUUUUUACAGUUGCUGGACUGAUUGAUUCCAUGAUUUACCAUUCAGCUAAAGCAAUACAGAAGAAAAUUGAGCUUGGGAAAGCUUUAUAGCACUUCAUCUAUUGUUUUCUAGGCAUAUGUACCAUUUCUUUACAUGUAUGUUCUCCAUGAAAUAAUCAUGGUUCUUAAGGAGAAUGAAACCCUGGGAGAACAAUUGAAAGGUAUAAAACUGACAAAUCCAGAAAGUUAGACUAUUUUAAUGCUGAUGUCAUUAAUUCUACAAAGAUCAUCCCAUUGGCAUUAAGACCAAGAUGUGUGAUGUCACACAUGAACAAUUUCCUCAUUAAUUUUGUAGGUUUCACUUAAAAAUUUUAUGAAGUAUAUCUAUAGAUCAUGUUUUCUUUCAAGUGCAAGGAUUUACUGCAAUAGAAGUUUUACACAAUACGUACAUCAUGGACAAAUAGCUGGAGCUAAAUUAGAAUAAGCAAAACGAUAUUUUUAAAUUACUUUUUUUAAUGUAUCAAAUGAGAGAGCUGUUCAUGUGUGACACAUCUUGGUCACUUUGCCAAUGAGAUCUCCAUAGCAUUAGCAUUCUCGACAUUCAAAUGCUCCUAACUUUUAAUUCAGAAGUGAGAAGAAAACAAAAAUUAUAAGAAGGCCUAUAUGAAGGUUUUUCAAAAUAUGCUGGCGCCACCCUGGCUUUCUUGUUGCAUGUCUAAUUUUCACUGUAUUUAUUUCAUUGUAUUUUAUUCCUCAAGGGUUUCAUUCUCUUUAAUUCCUUCAAGAUAUUUUUAUAGGAUUUGCAUCCUAAAGGAGCAGUCACAUUUGGACAUCUUAGCCAGGGUAUGCUGACAUUCCGUAUGUUUGGCCAGCCGUUUUCCCUUUUAAUCUUGUUUCUUAUCAAGCAUUCCAUUCUUUAUAUUAAGAACUGCAAUUUGUUUACACAAAAUAUCAAGAAUUCAAAUUCUUCAUAUGAAGAAUCAUUUAUGUAGUAAACAAAAGGCGAUUCUCGAUAUCGAUUUGGGAUUAAGAAAAUGACUUGCCAUAGCCUAGUUAUAUCAGCAUACACUGGCUAAAAUGUUCAAGUGUGACUGCACCUUUAUUUUCCUACUUUUUGCUCUUAUUUAUUAAGGUUCAGUUGUAAUAAGUCUUCAUAGAAGAAAACUUAAAAUGAAAGUUAUUAAUGGCAGUUGGCAACUUUGUCCAAGAGUUAAAUUCACUGAUUCAGCUGGUAAUUCAUUCACAUUUGCACUCCUAGAUUAGGGAUGGCUGGAGCUCAGGCCAAGUGGUCAGUUAUUUACCAAAACAAAAUGGAGAUGAUUUCAUGCUAAGGGUACCAUCGUUAACCACUGUUAAGUAUUCUUCAGGCAGGCAUGGUUCCUGUGUCACGUGCCACUGAGAUGGGCCAACAGGGCCAAAUUUGCUGUCUACCAGCUGGGUGCUCUCAAGCUUGCUGUAUGGCAAAUAUUAUUUUUCAUCUUUUAACGUAGUUAUUGAGUUACAUGUCAUCCAAAAGUUUAGGUAUUGUUGAUUAGGCUUGUACACUGCACCUUUAAUUCUGGCAGAAGCAAAUUUUCUUACUAGAAAUAAAGUUGUUUCAUCCCUUUAAAAUUUAGUCUUAUGCACUUGGACAGAAUCCGGCCACUCCCUGCACAGCACUUCAAAGAAAUAAGCAAAACUCUCAAAUAAAUUUGAGUUGAGUUUCUAACAGUACCAAAUGUUAAUGUUUAUAAUAGAUUGCCUUUUGGACAUUCCAGUAUUGAAGCACUCAUUCCCAAAUACUAAGCGUGAAAGGGAGCUAUUUGACGAUAUGUUGAGACUGAUUUUAGUGAUGUUUUCAGAUAAAGGCGGGGAGGGUCUCAAUGAGGCAUGUACGUCAUCUACAAGAAAACGUACUAUCAUAUGAAUUUUAAGUGAUCAGUUUUUAAAGGGCUAUUUUCUUUUGACCUAGGGGUUAGCAUUGGUUUAUUUAGGAAUUUUUUUACGUAAAGGUGUUGUGGAUCAGCAUCUUUUUAUUUUGAAUUAAGUCUGGAGGUAAAAUCUAACUGUACUGUCUGCCACUCCCCACCCAGGUUACAUGAAUUAGUACCUGGUGUAUUUUCAAAGAAAUUAAAUAAAUACUGGAGUGCCUUAUGAUGGUAGCCGUGCAAAAGGUGGGGUAAUGAUAUUGUCAGCACUUGGAAAAAUGUGUUAUUUAAGCAGAUUACAAAUGUUACACUUAGUUGGAUUUUUAUUUUUCAACUACAUGAGAAAAGUAGCUUAUCAUACUGUAGUUGAAUGUUAACCAGUGUAUACCAUAUGUAUCAAAAGUUGGUAUAAUGCAUCAUUGAUGAAAUAGGAUUAAAUGUCAUAAUGGACUGUGAUACUUAUGUUGCUGUACACUGGCUAUAACGUCCUGGGGGGUGUUUCAUCAACAUUUUCAUCCGACAAGUUGUCAGAUCUGACAUCUUUUUCUAAUGUUGAUUGGCUGAGAGGUACUGUUACUAUGGUAACUGUUGGAUAAAAUGGGACUUGUCGGAUAAAACGUCCGACAAGUCCUUUCAUGAAACGCCCCCCAGGUCUUACAGCCCCAUUAGCUUCCAAGAAUUCAUGAACUGCACAUAUGCAAUCAACCACAGAUUUUCACUUGAAAUCGGUGUCCUUUUUUAUAUAUAUAUUUUUUUUAACCCAAACAUCCUUUUUAAUCUCUGCAUGUGACAAAGGUUUUAUGACGCCCUUCUGACCUGACUGCUGCCAAAAUCUUUUUACUUACCAUAGCUGGUCUCAGUAAUUAUCUGUCCGUUUUAUCUCUACUUAUACAGUGCGUAGUGAACAGUGAAUUCUACUCUAUUUAUUAAGUUAUAAAUAUUUACAGCCCAGACCAUCCCUUUAAAAUUUUAACACAACCUUUACCCUUUUUGUGCCAACUGGAUCUGAGGACAUAACUAAAUCUAAACAAAAUCUUAUAUCAGACAUCUCCAACAUUUUUUUCACUUAGUUUUUAUCAUUUAAAGUGGGUUUACAUUUGUUUCUUCACACUUUUCCCAAGCUUGACAAUGAUUAACAAAAUGAAAAUCAAGCCUAAGCCAUUUCAUGAAAAUCACAGCUCAGUGUAAAGCAAAUAUAGUCACGAUGGCCUCAGUGUGUGGGGGAGCAGGGUGGGGUGCAAUGGCACUCUUCGAAGUGUUUUGGGCAAGGAAAUAAAUUUAAAAAGGUAAAAGAUAUCUUUCAAUAGCUAAAUUCUAUGUGUUCCUCAUGAUUAAGGUCUACUUUUAUUCGCAUAACUAUUUCAAAGUUCUGCGCAAAUCAUUUUUCACUAACUUUUCAAAAGUAAGUGGUGCUCACUCAAGCGGAAAUAUUUUUCGACAGUUAUAUCGUCAUUUGCUUAAAUGGAUCUGUACCAAUGUUAAAAUGUUGAAAAAUCUUCAGGAUAUUACAAAUGUAUACUUUUACAGGACUUUUUCGAAGUGUAAACUUUUUUUUGAUACGCACUGUAGUAUGUUCUUGGUUGAAAGAUAUUUUUUUAGGGAAUUCAAUUAUAAUAUCACAUUUUAUGUGUAUAUCGAUCAUGUGACAAAUAGUAAUUGGCAUUUUGUUUUUUUUAGAAAUGUAGUAAGUCCUUGGAUACUUGUAUCUAAGAGUGGAUAAAUUUAAUAACAUUCGAAUCUUUAUCCAAACAUUGGAUUUUGUUUCUUGGUUAAGCUGUUCUGCAGGUUUUUUUUCUAUUGUCUGUAAAGACAUUUCGUUUAACUUUUUCUGGUAGGUUCAAGAACAACUUUGAAGAAAAUAGAAUCAUCCAAUAAUAAGGCAAAAAGAGGCACAUACAGAUACUCAGGAUAUUUUAGCUGCAGGUGCAGAAAGGGUCUGAAAUUUAGUAUUUGCAUCAUUGUAUGAAUACAAUUUAAUAGAAGAAUUAUUCCUAUUUCCCCUUAACAAUUAUUUAAGAAGUUGUGUUUCCUUUAUGAUGAUAAAUUAUAAUAAAUCUUUUAUUCUUUUCAA
Molecule: messenger RNA, 5193 nt
Organism: Lytechinus pictus (painted urchin)
Lineage: Eukaryota; Metazoa; Echinodermata; Echinoidea; Temnopleuroida; Toxopneustidae
Product: endoplasmic reticulum-Golgi intermediate compartment protein 3-like
Exons: 11
Coding region: 136-1326 (396 amino acids)
Biological process (GO): retrograde vesicle-mediated transport, Golgi to endoplasmic reticulum; endoplasmic reticulum to Golgi vesicle-mediated transport
Cellular component (GO): endoplasmic reticulum membrane; COPII-coated ER to Golgi transport vesicle; endoplasmic reticulum
Source: RefSeq, a predicted model, not a curated record